Messenger RNA from Spea bombifrons (plains spadefoot toad), 4065 nucleotides. RefSeq names its product ring finger and CCCH-type domains 1 (gene RC3H1). The transcript is spliced from 20 exons. Lineage: Eukaryota; Metazoa; Chordata; Amphibia; Anura; Pelobatidae. The record is from RefSeq and is a predicted model, not a curated record. Gene Ontology annotation, molecular function: metal ion binding. The coding region runs from base 283 to 3660 and encodes 1125 amino acids.
GAUUCUGGGAGCAGGAAGAGAAGCUGAGCAGCCGGAAGGACACGAUGCUCCCCGCUCUCCGCCAGGCGAGCCCCCCACCGGCAGCUCGACAUGCCCCGGACACGGACAGCUGAGACCCUCCGCUGGUCACAUCUUCCAGUAUGUGCUGACUGUCUGUAUUUACAGAAGAUAUAUAAGAAAGACAAACUUUAUUUUGGAAAGUUUUUUUGAUUCCAGUGGAAUCUGUGCUUAAGCUCCCCCAACCCUUCGCUUUGCAAGCCCCUCUCUUCCAAGUGGGACACUAUGCCUGUACAAGCUCCACAAUGGACCGAUUUCUUGUCCUGCCCCAUUUGCACCCAGACCUUCGACGAAACCAUCCGAAAGCCCAUCAGCCUGGGCUGCGGGCACACGGUCUGCAAGAUGUGCCUGAACAAGCUGCACCGCAAGGCUUGCCCAUUCGACCAGACUACCAUAAACACCGACAUCGAGCUGCUUCCCGUCAACUCGGCCUUGUUGCAGCUAGUAGGAGCUCAGGUACCUGAGCAGCAGCCGGUCACACUAUUUAGUGGGGCUGAAGACUCCAAGCAUUAUGAGGAGGCCAGAAAGUGUGUGGAGGAGCUGGCACUUUACCUGAAACCCCUGAGCACGGCUAGAGGUGUGGGUCUAAACAGCACCACGCAGAGCGUGCUGAGCCGUCCCAUGCAGAGGAAACUUGUAACGCUUGUGCAUUGCCAGCUUGUGGAGGAAGAGGGCCGCAUUCGAGCCAUGAGGGCCGCACGCUCGCUGGGAGAGAGAACAGUCACCGAGCUCAUCCUCCAGCACCAAAAUCCCCAGCAGCUCUCCUCUAAUCUAUGGGCAGCAGUGCGUGCCCGCGGCUGUCAGUUCCUUGGACCAGCCAUGCAGGAAGAGGCCCUGAAGCUUGUCCUCCUGGCUCUGGAAGAUGGAUCUGCACUCUCGCGGAAGGUUCUGGUUCUAUUUGUGGUACAGAGACUGGAACCGCGCUUCCCUCAAGCCUCGAAAACCAGCAUUGGGCAUGUUGUCCAGCUGCUGUACAGAGCCUCCUGCUUUAAGGUCACAAAGCGCGAUGAAGACUCUUCUCUAAUGCAGCUGAAAGAGGAAUUUCGCACUUACGAAGCACUGCGCCGUGAGCACGAUUCCCAGAUUGUGCAGAUCGCUAUGGAGGCUGGCCUGCGCAUAGCGCCCGAUCAGUGGUCCUCCCUGUUAUAUGGGGAUCAGUCUCACAAAUCCCAUAUGCAGUCCAUUAUUGACAAGUUGCAGACCCCGGCCUCGUUUGCUCAGAGUGUCCAGGAACUGACAAUUGCUCUUCAAAGGACUGGAGACCCUGCCAACCUCAACAGGCUGCGGCCUCACUUGGAACUGCUUGCCAACAUUGAUCCAAGCCCAGAUGCUCCACCACCAACAUGGGAGCAACUAGAGAAUGGUCUAGUGGCUGUGAAGACUGUGGUGCAGGGGCUAGUGGAUUAUAUCCAGAAUCACAGCAAGAAGGGGACUGACCAGCAGCAGCCUCCCCAGCACAGCAAAUACAAGACCUAUAUGUGCAGAGAUAUGAAACAGAGGGGAGGCUGCCCCCGUGGGGCAAGCUGCACCUUCGCUCAUUCUCAAGAGGAACUGGAUAAGUUUCGGAAAAUGAACAAACGUUUGGUUCCCAGACGGCCAAUAAGUAAUUCUCUUGGUCAGCUGAAUGAAGUUGGGUUACCCACUGGGACAAUACAUUCGGACGAGGGGCCCAUGGACCUGCAAAGCCGAAAGCAACCUGGCCUUCCCAAUGGCAUUGUGUCCGGGGGCCCGGUGACCCAGCUCAUCUCCAGGGGGACAGACUCCGGCUUCGAGUCUGUACUCAAGCCAGUGAAACUCGAUCAGCUAAGCAGCAGUGCCCCAAGCUCUCCUCCUGAAAUGUUGGAAGCUGUCCCCAAAACUUCCAUUUCUGCCUUACCUGGAAACUCUCACCAAACGACUCCCCGCAUCUCCAGUGAUCUGCCCCAGCUGACUGUGUCUAAACAAAUACAGAUGGUGCCGCGAAGCUCGCAGAUCUAUGCCCCUCCUCAGUCUGAUAUAUUCUAUCAAGACCCUCGUGCAGGUGGUCCUCAAUUUGAAACAGCUCCUUAUCCACAAAGUGUCUAUUACCCUCCUCAGUCUGUCUCGCGCUUCAUCAGACCGCCAGCUUCUGCCCCUGAACCUGCACCCCCCUACCUUGAUCAUUAUGCCCCGUACUUGGCAGACAGGGUUGUCAGCACACAGUAUGGCACCCCCACUCAGCAGUACCCUCCUAUGAGCCAGCCGAUGUAUCCUCCACACUAUGACGGCCGCCGCGUCUACCCCUCACCUGGCCAGUCCUACCAGAGAGAUGAGAUGGUGCGUGGUAGUCCAGUGCCACUGGAUAUGCCACCUACCCCUGUCUCUCCCUAUGUGCCCGAAGCCAGAGAAAGAUACCAGGCAGUUGAAGGCUACUAUCCAGUGUCACCCCACCCAGGGCAAAUAAGACCUUCAUAUCACAGGGAGCAUUAUAGCAGAUUGCCUCCUCAACAUCCAUCCCAGCCUCAUCCUAGUCUUGAUGAACUGCAUCGCCGCCGUAAGGAGAUCAUGGCACAGCUUGAGGAGAGGAAAGUAAUCUCUCCUCCACCGUUUGCACCUUCUCCAACGCUUCCUCAUCCUUUCUCUUCAGAUGAGUACCUCGAUGAGGACCUAAAGGUAUCUGGAAAGUACAAAGGAAAUGACUACAGCCAGUACUCGCCAUGGUCCUGUGACACAAUCGGCUCCUACAUUGGAACCAAAGACGCCAAACCCAAAGAUGUUUCGGCCGGAGGCAGCAUGGAAGUAGCUAAUGUGGACAGUAAAGGUCUACGUGACCAGCGCAUUGAGCUCCAGCGUAGAGCAACCGAGGCUGGAGAAGAUGAUCUCAUUCCUUUUGGUGACCGACCCACGGUGUCUCGCUUUGGCGCCAUCUCCCGCACCACUAAGACCUUGUACCAGCCACCCGGCGCCAUGCAGCAGGCACUGGUAACACAAGGCGCUGCUUCCAAGUCCAGCAUUUCUGAUUACAGUCUGUAUAGUAGUCAUUCUGGCUUGGGAGGGCCUCAGUACUCGCCCCAUCAAAACCUUCCUUCUCAGGGACACGCGAGUGAGAGAGAGCGAAUGUCGAAGCCGUUACCUACAUCUGAGAGAGAACAGCUCAGGAUGGAGCUUCAUCAGCUGAACCAGCAGAUCAGCCAACACAGCCAGAUGCGUGGCAUGGAGGCUGCAAGUAAUCGCCUGCUAUUGCAGAGAGAGAAUUCUCAGCAACAGCAACCUCCUCCACCACCUCCAGCCAAGUGGUCCAGCAUGCUGUCCAAUGAACAGCUGAGCCUGGAACUUCAUCAGGUAGAACGUGAGAUAGGAAAGAGAACACGUGAGCUGAGCAUGGAGGGCCAUUCUCUUGGUAUUAAAAACAAACAGGACGCUCUCAAAGUGGAGAAUGGGCAGCUGGAUCAACAGGCCAAGGUUAUGCAGCAUGACCUUCCGCUGACAUUCAGUAAUGAGGUGCCAAAUGGAUCAGGCUUGGCUCAGGACAUCACUUUAAUGGCUGGAAAAACUGCUUCUCUGAACCUCUCGGAAGAUCCACAGGGUGGAGGGGACAAGAAUGAGUCCCUCAGAGGUGGAGUCGGUUCCACCACUUCACCAUAAACGGCCAGGGCUUUCUACACACCCACCCAAUUCAUUACAAAAAAAAAAUAGCUAUUAUUUGAAGGUGUUAUGGUCCAGUGGGAAGCAGAAAAAAAAAUUAACAGCAUUGUUUUGUUUUUUUAUAUAAUUUGUUUUGGCCCUUUUUGUUUUUUGGAGAGAGGGAGAACAGUGCAAUUUAGCUGUGAGACAGAAUAAUUACUUAAGUGUUGCUUACAAAUACUCCGUUUUGGGGGUUAAAGAUGGGAGAAAUCUAUGACACGACCCCUCUGUUCCCUCUUCUCCAAAGCAUGAUAAACGAUAUAUAAACAUGAUGUGCAUUGAAAACACCACUAGUACCAACAACCUCUGCACAUAUUUUCACGUUAACACAUUUUUUAAUAAAAAAAAAAUAUAAGGAAUACAAAA